This is a messenger RNA of Limanda limanda (common dab), 2876 nucleotides long. RefSeq names its product vacuolar protein sorting-associated protein 4A. Lineage: Eukaryota; Metazoa; Chordata; Actinopteri; Pleuronectiformes; Pleuronectidae. The transcript has 11 exons. The coding region runs from base 253 to 1563 and encodes 436 amino acids. The record is from RefSeq and is a predicted model, not a curated record. Gene Ontology annotation, molecular function: ATP binding; ATP hydrolysis activity. Gene Ontology annotation, biological process: endosomal transport; vacuole organization.
UGUUAGGCGCAGUGUUUUUGUCCGGUCGAUGCAGAGCUGUCUCUCUUUAGCUACCUAGCAUCGUUAGCAUCGUUAGCCGCUGUGUUGUCAUGUCAACAACACGGAGCUGUUAACAGAGCGUCUCUUCAUCCACAUCUGGAGGACACACAUCUGGAGGACACACAUCUGGAGGACACACAUCCGGAGGACACACAUCUGGAGGACACACAUCCGGAGGACACACAUCUGGACUCCGCAGAACUGGGAGAUGAAAUGACAACGUCCACACUGCAGAAAGCGAUCGAUCUUGUGACCAAAGCCACAGAAGAAGACAAGGCCAAGAACUAUGACGAGGCGCUGCACCUGUACCAGCACGCCGUGGAGUACUUCCUGCACGCCAUCAAGUAUGAGGCCCACAGCGACAAGGCGAAGGAAAGCAUCCGAGCCAAGUGCCUUCAGUACCUGGACCGGGCGGAGAAGCUCAAGGACUACCUGAAGAACAAAGACAAGCAGGGCAAGAAGCCCGUGAAGGAGGCGCAGAGCAAUGACAAGAGCGACAGUGACAGCGAGGGAGAAAACCCCGAGAAGAAGAAGCUGCAGGAGCAACUCAUGGGUGCCAUCGUGAUGGAGAAGCCCAACGUCCGGUGGAGCGAUGUGGCCGGACUGGAGGGAGCCAAGGAAGCUCUGAAGGAAGCCGUCAUCCUGCCCAUCAAGUUCCCACAUCUCUUCACAGGCAAGCGGACUCCAUGGAGGGGCAUCCUGCUGUUCGGACCCCCGGGGACCGGGAAGUCCUACCUGGCCAAGGCCGUGGCCACAGAGGCCAACAACUCCACCUUCUUCUCCGUCUCCUCCUCAGACCUCAUGUCCAAGUGGCUGGGAGAGAGUGAGAAGCUGGUGAAGAACCUGUUUGACUUGGCUCGCCAGCACAAACCCUCCAUCAUCUUCAUCGACGAGGUGGACUCGCUGUGCGGCUCCAGGAACGAGAACGAGAGCGAGGCCGCCCGCCGCAUCAAGACCGAGUUCCUGGUGCAGAUGCAGGGAGUGGGAAACAACAACGACGGCAUCUUGGUGUUGGGAGCCACCAACAUCCCCUGGGUCCUAGACGCUGCCAUUCGCAGAAGGUUUGAGAAGCGUAUCUACAUCCCUCUGCCGGAGGAGCCGGCUCGGGCUCAGAUGUUCCGUCUCCAUCUGGGCAACACGCCACGCAGCCUGAGUGAGGCCGACCUGCGGCAGCUCGCCCACAAGACACACGGAUACUCUGGAGCCGACAUCAGCGUCAUCGUCCGGGACGCGCUCAUGCAGCCGGUCAGGAAGGUCCAGUCGGCCACGCACUUCAAAAAGGUUGGAGGUCCGUCAAGAAGCAACAACCAGAUCAUGGUGGACGACCUCCUGACCCCUUGUUCCCCUGGCGACCCUGCAGCCAUAGAGAUGACCUGGAUGGAGGUGCCGAGUGACAAACUGCUGGAGCCCAUAGUCUGCAUGUCGGACAUGCUGCGCUCUCUGUCCACCACCCGUCCCACCGUCAACUCUGAAGACCUGUUCAAGGUCCAGAAGUUCACAGACGACUUUGGGAUGGAGGGCUGAGAGACGAAGCUCCUCCCACAUCACUGGAGUCCACCAGAAGGGUCAACACCCCCCCCCCCCACCAUCCUGUAGAUCUUCAGCUCGGUUCACGGCCUCUCAUGGAUUUAACAGAUACGAGUCUCGUAUUAUUUAUUUUAUUUAUACUUAAAUCCCUGGAGGACGUCGACCAAAAGCAAGAAUAAAAAAAACCUUGUUGUGAGUUGAUAAUCUGCUUCAGUGCAUCAGAAGAACUUUCCCUCUAACCUGCAGUAAACCUGAGUCCUGACCCGGGGAGUUGGUCCCUCUCUGAGCCGCUUCACUCUCUGACUGAAGGACUGAACAUUGAGCCAUCGUGCACUUUGAAGGACGACGACGUUUGAAGAAGAAACAGAAGAAGUUCUGAAGAAGUGUUUUUAUUGUGUGUCUUAAUGUAAAUGUCUAUAUGUGAAGAGCCCUGUUAUUUUAUUAUUUGAAGUGUUAAAUUAACGGCUUGUCGCUGCCUCCGUGUCCCUCGAUGGCUCGAGAGCUGUUUGGUUCAGUAUUAACAUCGUUUUCCCUCAAUCCAGAAAACUGGAAAAAGAAUCCUGUGGUUUCUCUCGAGAUGAAUGUCUCACGUCUGUGUCCAUUCAGCAGCUGUCCUCCACCUUUACAUCAAAUCACAGCCUCUUCACCAGCCGCAGAUUUGGAAUUGUUGAUUAUAAUUUACCUUUUUAUUUAAAGUGUUCUUAAGAAACUGAGAAAAAAGCCCAAUCUUGUAAUGUUUAGGAAAAUGGAAAAACUAGAUCCUGAAUCCUCCUGAAUCUGCUCCAAAAUGUAAGGAGUUAAAAGUCAAAGUUCUCAGAGAAGUUGAUCAUCUUCAUUAAAAAGCUCCAGAACAGCUGCUAAAUAGAACAAGAGCUGAGAUGGAGUUUACUGCUCAGAUGAACUCCGUUUCCCAGAAUCCUCUUUGUGUGAACAUGAGCCCUUUUCUUUUGCUGCAUUGACGCUUCAGUCUUAGUUCUGACGGACGUUAAACAUUAUUUAUUCCACUUGUGACUAGACUCAUAGAUUCAGUUUGUUUACACUUGUUUCAUGGAGCUUGACUGAAAGUCUGCUUGUUCUUUUGGGACACACACACACACACACACACACACACACACGGUUCUUUUACAUCCAACUGUCACAUCAUGAUCACGCAGCAGCAGCACUUGUGGUGCUUGUGUGUUUGUGGAGGUUUGUGUGUUUGUGGUGGUCGGGGGGGGGUUCGGUUCUCAAACUUCCUGUACAGGGACGUCCUUGCCUCCAUGUAACCACGACAACCAACUUACCCUGAUUAAUAAAAACUGACAUUUCAA